Equus caballus (horse) is the source of this 1335-nucleotide messenger RNA. NCBI's taxonomy places the organism in Eukaryota, Metazoa, Chordata, Mammalia, Perissodactyla, Equidae. The record is from RefSeq and is a predicted model, not a curated record.
UCCCUUAGCUGUUCCUCUCGAGGAAAAUGUCUUCCUUGGAAAACUGUCAUGUGUUUUUAACCAAUUCCAAUAGAGCUUCGACCCAUGCUCCCUCUUUGUGUCUGUGGGCACAGCAGUGGUUCCCAGACUCUGGGGGACUUUCUACUGAACUGGACCCCAGACAGACUCCGGCUGCGAGAUUCAGGAGGCGGCCUAUCUGGGGGCCGGCCGCCCAGCCCCUUGGAAGAGAGCAGGUUGAGCCUGCGAGAACAGGCAGCAGUGCCCGCGUCGCGGCCUCCGCAGGACGGACUCGAGCAUCCUCGCCCGCUCGGUUUCAGGAGGCCCGGAGCCCCGCUGCGCCCUGGAGAGCCUCCAGCGUCUCUCGGCCUGGAGGCCCGGGGCAGCCGCUGCUCCCGCGCCAGGAGCCACAGGCGCUCUGCCGGCUUGAUGCGCAGCGCUGGGUGGAAAAGCGGACGCCGGGGCUGCGGCUGCUGGGCCUGGUUUUCGCUCGCGCGCAGGAGGCGGCAGCCCUGGACCGAGGGCGCGAGCACCCGCCCGGCUGCCGGGCGAGCGCUGUCGGGCCUCGGCCAAGUGGGGCUCUGCAGAGGGGCUUAGCGCAGCAGAGCGGAGCCAGCCUCAGCCCGCUUCCAGCCUUACGGACCUUCUUGGUGGCCAGGGCCCGGGGAGAGAGCCCGAGAAGGGAGGGCUCUCCGCGCCCUCCCGGCGUCGCGCUGAUUCCCCGUGUGCUGGGGCCGGGGCCGGGGUCGGAGGGACCUGCUUGACCUCAGCCCUAAGCGAUCCGUCAUCUGCAAACGCCGCUCUCGGGGGUCCCUGGCGCCGGCCCCUGGCUCUGGUAGUAGACACAACCCAGCUCUCUUCCUGCCCCCAGGCCCUGCUGUUUCAAGAAUUGUAGGGACAAAAUGUGCACCAGCGUAAUGCGGGCCGGGGCAUCCCGGGGAAGUCGUGGAGGAGGCAGGAACGCGCCGCACGGAUGCGGGCACGUCUGUCUCCUCCCCUAGGGUCUCCCCAGCUUUACUGAUCGCAGGGGUGGGGUAGAGGUCUAUUUCAGUCUCCCAGAUUUACUCUGAAACCGAGUCUCUUGGGAGUGAAGGUCCAUAUGAUUAUAUCAAGUCCAUAGCAGUCACGCUGUGUCCAAAAUGGGCACGGGCACUCACGGCGCAGCCACUGAAUUCCCCAGAGACGCAGUCUCUCGGGCCUGGGGCUUAUUCUUGUUUUCUCAAUGGACCGGGCCUCCGAAUUCCCCCAGGAAUGUCUCAAGAUGGUGUUUCCAGGGGAGAGGCGGUCUCGGGGCUGAAGAGGAGGAGAGUCGAGCGGGACUAGAUCUGGUACCUCAGG